CCCUCCCUCUCUUCCUCUCCUCCUCUCCUCUCCUCUCCCUCCCUCUCUCCCCCUUGCCUCCUGGCUGAGGAGAGGACUUGGGAGAGGAGCUGCCGCUGCUGCUGUGCUGGGCCAGGCCCGGGGAUCCCAUUGCCUCCACGCUGCUGCGGCUGCCCGGGGACCUCCUGGAGACCCAGGCCAGGGACAGAGCUGUGCUGGCUGCAGGGCCCCUUUCUUUUGCCCGCACGUGUCUGAGCAGAGACGACUGGCCGCCCUGAGCGCAAUUCAAUUCAACAGACAUUUACUGAGUGCCUACUAUGCGCCAGGCCUUAGGCUAGGCACUGGGGUGGGGGGCGCAGUGAGGAAGAUGGGGCCCGGUCCUCAGGUAGCUCUGGGCUUGCGGGUGGGGGUGUGUGGAGGGACUGGCGAGGGCCAACAGCUUGGCACUGGGAGGGAGCAGCGUGGAGGGCUAGGAGCAGCAGAAACGAGGGUUUCCGUGCCUUACCGGAGAGCUGCUCUUCCUCAUCCAUGCCUCAGUUUUCACCUGUAAAACGGGAGGAGGCCAGGGGGAGUGAGACGAUUAGAUGGUUUCUAGGACCCUUGCUGGAUUCCACGAGCCAGGCAUGCAUCACAGGGGUGGGGACAGAGCAGGGAGGCCAUCACUCUGAAGAGGGGACGACUCCAAAGGCUUCCCAGAGGAUGAGGUGGUGUCAGAUUGAGACCUCAGGGGGGCCCUACAGGUGGCAUUGGCUCCCCAGGGUCAGGAUCUGCAUAAGCAGAGGAUGGAAGCCAGGCAGAGGGCAUCCCCGAAACCUCACAGGGUCAUGAAGGGGCAGGGUUAGGUGUGAGCUCAGAGAGGGGCUUGAGAGACACAAGGUAGGGCGUUGGGAGCCAUGUAAGGCUGUUGAGGGAGACAGAAGCAGGUGGUCCUGUGCAGCCCCUGCCCUCCCGGGGUACGUUCCCCUGGGGCCCUGCAGCUGUGUGGCCAUGGCGGUGUCGGCGCUGAGCUGGCCACUUUCCGUGUUAGUCCUCACGCAGCCCCAUCAACGGCAUUUGCUGGACUCCGUUCACAGAGGGGGACACUGAGGCUCAGAGAGGGAAGCUUCUUGCCCAAGGCCAUGAUGUGAGCCCUGACCCCCCCCAUGCCAAAGAGGUCUACGCUCUGUAAGUGCACCCACCCUGACCACCCCAAAGUCCUGGGGUGCCUAGCAGAGUUGAGUCUGGGGGUUGAGGGUAGGAAACCCCCCAGUGUUGUUAGCAGGGCUGGCUUUCUGCAGGACCUGAGCUCCUUCCCACUUUACAGAUGAGCAGAUUGAGGCCCCGAGGGUCACACCACUGGGCCAGGGCUGAACUUGAGCAAGAGACAGUGUAGGGUGGGAGCCUGUCUCCACAUCAUCUAACCGAGGCUGGGGGGCUCAAGUCCUUGAGACCUGUGCAAAAGCUGACACCCAAGGCCCUGCCCAGGGAGUGGGCAGGGCUGGCAUUGGCGUCACAGACCUGGGUUCAAAUCCUGGCUUUGUCUUGGAUGAGCUGUGUGAUGGCGCGUUAAGUCAUGAAUUACUCUGGGCCUCGGUUUCUUUAUCUGUACCAGGAAAGUCAGGCCUCUCGGUUCCCUCAUUAACACACAUUAUCGAGCACCUACUGGGGGCCUGGUGCAGGCCCUUCCCUGGAGGAAGCAGUAGUUAUGGAUUCCUGGAGGGAGACCAGGGGCUGUGAGAACCUAGCCAGGUGAGGGCAGGGCGGGAGGCAGGUGCCAGCUCCUUCAGGACCAUGUUGGUGGGCUCUGGAAGCAUUGGCGUUUUCCCGGAUCAGCCAGGAGUGCCAUGCUCGGUCUCAGGGUGUGGAAAGAUUCUCCUUGCAGGGUGAGGAGUGGGUGCAGUCAGACUGUAGGGUCAGAAGCAGAGAGCCCAGUGAGGCGGUGGAAAGGGGCGAAACCGGAGCAGGCACACUGGCACGUGGACCCCAGGUGUGGGCGCUGGGUGGAUGGUCUGGGGGCUGGAGCGAAGCCAGCAGUUAGGGGCAGGUGGGCAGCGGGCCAGGUGUCCAGGCCUGGAUGUGGUGGGAUGAUGGGUGGAGUUCUAGGUGCCAGGGGGAGCCAGGGACAGUGGGGACUUGGCUGCUUGGGUGUGGACAGCUUGAGGCUGAUAGAGAAGCCCUGGGAGGGGCUGAGAUAGUUGCAGGGAAGCAGGUGUGAGCUGGGCUGCAGGGUCCGAAAGCCAGGUGCAGGUCAGGGUGACAGCACUUCCAGGAGGAAGGUGGUGGGCCUAGGUCUGCCAGGGAGUCCGAAUUCCAGGAGUUGUGGGAGGUGGCGCUAGGGUCCAGCCCCUGGCUUUUCCCAGAAGCCGGGACCUAAGUCAUCCCCAGAAAGAGGAGGCCCCAGAGGGGGAAGGUGUUUGUGAAGGAGGGAAAAACAUUUGCAUGUAUAACAAGGCUGAAGGGAGGGAGGGAGGGAGAGAGAGAGAGAGAGAGAUGAAAAGAAAUUACCAUACAUCAGGAUCUUGUUAUUCAACCUAAUUUUCAAAGGACCACAGCUGUCGCACUGAGAUAAUCCGUUAAUUAUAACAGCCAUUGUGCUUUGGCAAUGGGAGAGAAACCGAGGCCGGGAACAGGCUGAAGGUGGGGGAGGGAGCAGGCUUUUGAGAGGCCUGGACCUCAGAGAGGGGCAGGGACAGAAGCAAAAGGGUGUGCUGCUCCCGGCUUGGGGCCAGGCCUCAGCCUUCCUCACUGUUACUGUUAAAACCCUGCAGCGAGGCCCUACACGUGCCAGGCAUGUGCCAUGCUCCUGGAUGGGGACAUCGGGAUGUCUGCAGCAGCCGACUUUAAUAAGCAGUUACUAUGGGCCUACCCUGUGGCUGUUCCCUCUAGCUAGUGCUCUUCGAUCCCAUUUUACGGGAGAGGAAACUGAGACUCAGGGGAAGGAGGCGACUUGCCAGGGCCAAGGUUAAAUGGACAGCCCGGAUUGGAGUGGAUGCGGCUCAUAAGUCGGGUUGGCCACCAGGAGUUGGUGGUCACUGAAGCUGCCAUCAUUCAGGGCCCGCUGUCCUGCCCAGCCGGCCGCCGCCAGAGUCACCGGUGGCCCUCCCCUGGUGUUUUCGGCACCGAGGCAGCCCCUGGCCCUGACAGAGCCUCCUUGUUCUGAGAGCUGCAGCUGUGGUCUCCAUUUGGGGUGGCUCCCGCCCUCCAGGGCAUCACAGUCUCAGGGCCUAGGAGAGGGUUUCCCACUGGCCAGCAGCCUCCAUGCUGACCCCUUGUGACCGACCCUAGUAGGAGGUGGUGAAGAGACAGUCAUGGAGCUGCAGUCCUGGGAGGGGUUUCUCAGCCUGGCCCACAGGGCUCCAGGGUGUAGGGUGCUGAGGCCUGGUUGAGGAGUAGGGGCACAGGCAGCGUGAGGGGAGCCCAGAGUCAAGGGGUGGCGAAACCAGGGGCCAUCCCAGAGCCCCCAGAGCCCUUCCACAUGGGCUCUGCUCAGCAGCCAGGCUCAGGGGCCAGAAGUGCAGCAAAGACCACAUCCGUUCCUGUUCAGACCCAGCAGGAGCCCCAGACUUGACCCAGGCAGUGUUGUUGGGGUUCAGAGGAGCAGUGGGCCCUGAAGAGUGCCAGACAAGUCUGGGAGUCCCUGGGGGUGUUCUCCUGACUGACUUUGGGUCCUCACCCCUGUAGGCCUGCUCAGAGCCUGGGGGAGCUUAAGACUGUGGGGAAUUGUGACCCCCCCCCCCCGCAGAGGUUGGACUCAGCAGCAUUCACAGAUACAGCCUACCUCCUCUCAAGAACCAGACUCAUAAUCAGGGAUCCCUAAAAACAACACGCCCCUGCUGGCUGUGUCCCAGAGCUCAAAAGUCAGAGCCAUCAACCAGGCAGGAUAGAAGUGGGGUGGGGACGAUUGUGGCCCCCUCAGGCCCCAGACAGGAGGCUCAUGGAAUCCCCAGGCAGGUGGGGAUUCAGCUGUUCCCACUCUGUGGGUCUCCAGGAGCCAGGACACUCCAGGGAGCCAGGGUGAGGAAUGGGGCCCCUGCUCUGCCCUGCGCAAUGCAGACACAGGGAAGCCAAGCUUAUUCUGGAAAGGGGGAUUUAAAAACAUAACACCUCCCAAGUUUUCAAUAUUGGCAACUAACAAAACAUGAAAAUGUAAUCCUUGUCCCAAGUUGAUGUGCAACCCAGCAUCUUGUGAGCCAGAGCCUGAUGCUUGCUGUCUGUGGAGGGGAAGCCACCGUGUAGCAGUCGGAAGACCUCAGUUUCUCCAUCUGUAAAGUGGGGAUAGUGAUAGCUCUGACUCCAGGGUUGUGCUGAGGACUAAGUGGACACAGGAAUUGGGAAGUGCCUAGGCCCCACGGACAACUGUCUUGCUUGUCCGCUCCUCCCUGGAGCCUCUGAGCUCAGCGAGCUCCCUGCCCAGAGCCCCCUUCUCCCACGGGCCCUGAUCUGUUGCUCUGCCUGGGGACAGCCCUGAGGGUGUGGGAAGGCACAGAACGGCCAUGCAGGAUGCUGGAGGAGGAGCAGCUGGCAGAGGCAGGGCCGGGGGGUGGGCCUAGCCGGCGCCUGGCACAUAGUAGGUGCUCCAUAAAUGUUUAUUGAAUGAAUGAAUGGAGGCCAUGCAGGCAGAGGCAGCCGUGCGUGCACAGGCACUGGUGAAAACGGGUCCAGUGGAGACUGGAACCAGGUGACAGAUGGGUCUCUUCCUUCCUGCCCUCGUCUCUCCGCUCUCCCCCAGAACUGCACCCUGCUCUGCUGUGGGAACCGUCUGACGUUCUGAGCCCAGAACCGAAAGAGGAGGAGGAAGAGGAGGAGGAGGAGGAGGGAGAGGAAGUCUGGGCCUGAGACCCUGCUCACCUUCGCAGCAGGAGUUGAGGAGCACCUCGGGGAGCCGACCUUGGGCCCCCACACCUCAGCCAGGCCUGGUGCCUGCUUGUAGACCCUUGGAACGCUCCCGGUAGUUGGCACGGGCCGUGCCUAUCUUGCCUGGGAUCCCUGUGUCGGGGGCCGCCCCCAAGAUGGUGGCGGCCCCGGGGAGGACUGUGCUGCCAGCCCCAGCCUCUGGCCUCUAGGUCCCCGUGCUCCAGCCCUCACCCCUGCCUGGCUGCCAGGGGCCCGAAGCCCGCACCAUGCUGCGCCUGGGGCUGUGCGCUGCGGCGCUGCUGUGCGUGUGCCGGCCGGGUGCAGUGCGCGCAGACUGCUGGCUCAUCGAGGGGGACAAGGGCUAUGUGUGGCUGGCCAUCUGCAGCCAGAAUCAGCCACCCUACGAGACCAUCCCGCAGCACAUCAAUAGCACUGUGCAUGACCUGCGGCUGAAUGAGAACAAGCUCAAGGCUGUGCUCUACUCCUCACUCAACCGCUUCGGGAACCUCACGGACCUCAACCUCACCAAGAACGAGAUUUCCUACAUCGAGGAUGGCGCCUUCCUGGGCCAGACGAGCCUGCAGGUCCUGCAGCUGGGGUACAACCGGCUCAGCAACCUGACAGAGGGCAUGCUGCGAGGCAUGGGCCGCCUGCAGUUCCUGUUCGUGCAGCACAACCUCAUCGAGGUGGUCACCCCCACCGCCUUCUCCGAGUGUCCGAGCCUCAUCAGCAUCGACCUGUCCUCCAACCGUCUCAGCCGCCUGGAUGGCGCCACCUUCGCCAGCCUGGCCAGCCUGAUGGUCUGCGAGCUGGCCGGCAACCCCUUCAACUGUGAGUGUGACCUCUUUGGCUUCCUCGCCUGGCUCGUGGUCUUCAACAACGUCACCAAGAACUACGACCGCCUGCAGUGUGAGGCUCCUCGGGAGUUCGCCGGCUACCCACUGCUGGUGCCCCGGCCCUACCACAGCCUCAACGCCAUCACCGUCCUGCAGGCCAAGUGCCGCAACGGCUCGCUGCCGGCCCGGCCCGUGAGCCACCCCACGCCCUACUCUACCGACGCCCAGCGGGAACCCGAUGAGAACUCGGGCUUCAACCCUGAUGAGAUCCUUUCGGUGGAACCACCGGCCUCGUCCACCACGGAUGCGUCCACGGGGCCUGCCAUCAAGCUGCACCAUGUGACUUUCACCUCAGCCACCCUGGUGGUCACCAUCCCACACCCCUACAGCAAGAUGUACGUCCUGGUCCAGUACAACAACAGCUACUUCUCCGACGUCAUGACGCUCAAGAACAAGAAGGAGAUCGUGACGCUGGACAAGCUUCGGGCGCACACCGAGUACACCUUCUGCGUGACCUCCCUUCGCAACAGCCGCCGCUUCAACCACACCUGCCUGACCUUCACCACCCGGGACCCUGUGCCCGGCGACCUGGCGCCCAGCACGUCCACCACCACGCACUACAUCAUGACCAUCCUGGGCUGCCUCUUUGGCAUGGUCAUUGUGCUGGGUGCCGUCUACUACUGCCUACGCAAGCGGCGCAUGCAGGAGGAGAAGCAGAAGUCCGUCAACGUCAAGAAGACUAUCCUGGAGAUGCGCUACGGUGCCGAUGUGGAUGCCGGCUCCAUCGUCCAUGCCGCCCAGAAGCUGGGGGAGCCCCCUGUGUUGCCUGUGGCCCGCAUGUCCUCCAUCCCGUCCAUGAUUGGGGAGAAGCUGCCCACCCCCAAGGGGCUGGAAGCCGGGCUGGACACGCCCAAGGUGGCCACCAAGGGCAACUAUAUUGAGGUGCGCACGGGUGCUGGGGGGGAUGGACUGGCGCGGCCCGAGGAUGACCUCCCAGACCUUGAGAACGGCCAGGGCUCGGCUGCCGAGAUCUCCACCAUCGCCAAGGAGGUCGACAAAGUGAACCAGAUCAUUAACAACUGCAUCGAUGCCCUCAAACUGGACUCGGCCUCUUUCCUAGGGGGCAGCAGUGGUGGUGGGGACCCUGAGCUGGCCUUCGAGUGCCAGUCUCUCCCUGCGGCCACUACCACCUCCGCAGCUGCCGCGCCCGGGGCCCUGGAGCGGCCCAGCUUCCUCUCACCCCCCUACAAAGAGAGCUCCCACCACCCGCUGCAGCGCCAGCUCAGCGCCGACGUCGCCGUCACCCGUAAGACCUGCAGUGUGUCGUCCAGCGGCUCCAUCAAGAGCGCCAAGGUCUUCAGCCUGGAUGUGCCCGACCACCCGGCCGCCUCUGGGCUGGCCAAGGGCGACUCCAAGUACAUCGAGAAGGGCAGCCCACUCAACAGCCCGCUGGACCGGCUCCCGCUGGUGCCCACGGGUGGCAGCGGGGGCAGUGGUGGGGCUGGGGGCAUCCACCACCUGGAGGUGAAGCCGGCCUAUCACUGCAGCGAGCACCGCCACAGCUUCCCCGCGCUCUACUACGAGGAGGGUGCCGACAGCCUCAGCCAGCGCGUGUCCUUCCUCAAGCCGCUGACGCGCUCCAAGCGAGACUCCACCUACUCACAGCUCUCCCCCAGACACUACUACUCAGGGUACUCCUCCAGCCCCGAGUACUCCUCCGAGAGCACACACAAGAUCUGGGAGCGCUUCCGGCCCUACAAGAAGCACCACCGUGAGGAGGUGUACAUGGCCGCCGGCCACGCCCUGCGCAAGAAGGUCCAGUUCGCCAAGGACGAGGACCUGCAUGACAUCCUCGAUUACUGGAAGGGGGUCUCGGCCCAGCAGAAGCUGUGACCCUCUCCUCCCUGGUGAGGCUGGAGCGGGGGGGCCGGGGCACUCGGGAAGGGCCCUGGGUGGCCGAGCCGGGCAGCGCACUGAGGGCCAGGACCUCGGAGUGGACGCACACGCACACCCGCACGCACGCACCAUGCACACACACCUGACCACCACCUGACUGUGAACCCACCAACACCCGACAACAACGGACAGGAAAAAAAGACACAUUUUCCUUAAAGUUUACAAACUGAUACUGAAACCAGGCGUCUUUACUGUGCUGCCCAGGGGCUCUGCCGGGGUGCGUGGGGCUGGGGACAGGGACAGGUGACGAGAAAGCCAGGAGGAUGUGGGGCCGUGGGAGCUGGGACUAGGGACAGGAUUGGGGACACAGGAGACUGAGGUAGAGAUGGACUGAAACCCCCAAGAUGGGGAUCAGGUCGCCGGAUGGACACUGGGUAUUUUCUUCCUCUUGGAUGGCCCAGCGAAAGGAAGUGGUAGCACUUUGGGUCACACAGCAGAUUAGUCUUGGCCUGCCACCUUCCAGCCUAGUGCUGCUCCGUCCUGGCUGCUCCCCUGGGCCCCCCAGCCAGUCCACUCAUCACCCCGUCCAAAGCUGUGGUCUCUCGGGGCUGAGGGAUUCGAGAAUCAGGCAGGUGCUUUUCCUCCCUAGAAAGCCCAUGGAAGCACCCGCAGGGUCUGCUGUGGCUCAUAACUCUGAGGGAGUCUCCCGGUAGGAAGGGGAUAGAGGCAAGGGGACAGGCCACCAAUCUCCUUCAAGUGUCUUCCAAGUAGCUCGGGAGCUGUCUGGGGGUGGGUGGGGGCAGACCAGCUCCCGUGGUGUCUCAGGUGCAGGCCCCACGCCCCAGGCCCCCAGCUUCUCUGGGCCUUGGGGGACCCCUACCUACCCAGAGGGGCGACAGUGAACUGUGAUGCCUGGGGGCAGUGGGGAGGUGAUGGAAUGGGGUGCUUCCUGUCUGCACCCUGUAUCCUGCCCUGCCUGACCCCACUGCGAGGUCUCUGGGCAGGCGUCAGCUUGCCCACGGGAAGGAGGGUGCCUGUCACCCCGUCCUUGCCUCACCUCCUGGCCAGGGGGGCUCCCAUGUUUCCACGGAAAUGGCCACUUUCCUCUCUGACUCCCACCCAACAUCGAACAAAGCACAAACAGUGAGGUCCCCCCACUGCCCUGGGGUGGGGGGAGCAGGCUGGGUUUGCGGGCCCCUCCCCCUCCCUAGCUAGCCCAUCACCAUGGCAACCCAGUGCCUGGCAGUUGGUGCCCAGAGCCACCAACCGUUGGGCUCUGGGGUUCUCUCAGUGUGGGCGGCAGUGGAGGAUGGCAAGGGAGGGCAGGGCUGGGCGGUGGCUGCCUUUCUCAAGAGCUGGGGGCUUCUGGGGACAAGUUCUAGGGAAGAACAAUUUCGGGAUCUUGAGACCUGGGGUCUUGAGUAGUUAGCAGGCUGAGGGGCUGAGAUGUGGCCCCUUCUUCUGAGCGGGAGGUGGGCCAGUGUGUGUGGGGCCGAUUCUAAGCGGCUUUGCCCACCUGCCAUUGUGCCCACAGCUCCCCACCCACCUCAGGAUGAGGGGAGCCUUCUGUGCUCCCCCAUGUCCCUGCCAGGGAUCCCCAGCUACUGGACUGUCACACUGUCAGGCUUGUCUAAAGAGCAGGACUGAGGCUGUGGGGUGAGGGUAGAAGCUGGGGUGGGACGAAGACCUGUACUGUGGUCAGGGGCUCUGACCAGGACAGCUAGUGCCAUCUGUGGGGGGGGGCACCAACCCCCGAGUGCUGGAGUGGGAGUUGGGGGAGGCCUGGGGUCUCAACCGAACAGCUCUGUCACAUCAACUUGGGGGUGGGCUGAGCCCAGGGCUCACUCUGGGGGUGACAUUUCAAAGGAAAGACUGUUCUGGGGAGCAGAGGGGUCGGGCUGGCGUGGAUGUGCAGGCAGACCUCCCCCAACCCCCAGACCUGCACCUCGACCUCUCCUCACACCCAGUUGGCAAAAUGGAGACAAGCAGGCUGGGAAGCCAGCAGCGUGAGAAGCAGACUCCCUGUUAUAUUUGCAUGACAAUUUUACUGUAUUUUUCUGAGCAAACAUCUGUCGUGUAUGUGCCAGUCUGUCCAGUUUCCCCACCUCUCUCCCAGAUUCCCUCCAUUGUGAUCUGAGCAGCUCUUGAAACCCAGGGAGGGGCCAGCUCUGCGAAAGACCCAAAACAGGUGCCACCAAAACACAGCUCUGACCCCCACCCACCUCCUGUCUUUCGGGGCAUCAGGCCCACAAGUGCCACCCCCACUCCCUUCGUCUUCCCACGGCCACCUCUUCCAUCCCCAGUGUAUUUCAUCCCUCCUCACUCCUUUCCUCCUCCGUUCCAGGGAGGGUGGCCGUAGGGACGUGUGGAGAGGGCAGCCCCAUCUCCGAGUGGAGAGGACCUCUGAGGCCCCUCUCCUCUGCUCUAGUUGUUCCCCCUUUGCAGGUGAGGAGGGGCCUUGGCAGCUAGUGGGAUGGGGUCGGUCACUGGCCGGGCACAGGAGCCUGAGAGCUUGGGCUUCAUGGACAGUCAGGGGCCUGAGGGAGGAGCACGGGGAGGACGAGGAGCUGCCAGUGGCCUGGCCUCGCCCCAGGAAGAUUCCCAGUGGCGGGAUGGGUGCUGUCUCUACCCUUCUGCCAUCAUCCCUUCUUGGAGACCAAUAAAACCUCAGGCCAGCGCACUUUAGGGGGCUUUAAAGUUAGGGCCCCUUCACAAGAGAGGGACCUUGACCCACUGGAAGAUGAAGUGGCCUAGAAUAAUCAGACCUCACUGUUCUCUGUAGACGCAGGCCUCUACCCGCUCCCCCUGGCCCCAAGUUGCGCAGACCUGGCCUCUUUGGGACGAGCCCCCUGCAUCUGUGUCCUUUUCAGGAUUUAUCCAAUCAGAAGUGAAAUACAAAAGACAAAAGAGCAUUUUCCCCCAUCAGCCCGCGAGGCCUGUGUUUGUAAGGGUGAUGUGUCCUGGCCAGCGCCUGGGCAGGCUGGGAGGGUGGCACCUGGGGCAGAGGGUGAAGGGCCAGGGAGGGGUAUUGUCAGGGGCCCAGUGUGGGCAGUUGGGGGGAGCCAGCUGGGGAAAAUGUGGGUGCUGCACCGUGGACCCUGCCUAGGGCUCAAAUGAGGCUACACUUGGGCUUGCCGGUUCCUGUGCAGCCUGCCCCCCCUGGGAGUGGCGCACCCUCUCCUGGAGGGCCUGGCAGGUGUGCCGCUGUUGGAGCUAACAGCCUUCCAGAGGUCUGGCGGUCAGGAAGCCCGGUGUUAGUGGACAGCUCCUCCCUUCCCAGGAAGGACCCCAUUUUGUGCGCCACAGUGCCCUCAGCAGGGGGAGAGGGGAGUCCCUGACUGAGGAACUUUGAGGAUGAGGGGUGACAGUAGGGAGACCCACUUGGGAAGGCCAGGUGUAGGCCACUUCAGAGCGAUACCGGGGGACAGCUGCGUAAAGAGUUUGGGGCUGGCCAGGCUCCCUGGUGUUGCCAACUGGAAGUCACUUGUGCCCUAUUCUAGGAACUUUAACACAGGUGGAAACAGGCAUAGGAGAGAGCUGGAAAGGAGAGCUUCCAGCCUAGAGAAAACAGUGACAGUAGGGGCCAGACAGGGACAACAGCGACGGGCCCCCUGCUUAUAAGGGGCCUAAAUAAAGUGAAGUGACAGGCAGGAAAUGUUUCCCAGUGGUGGACAUGGUACAGGGAGUUAAGAUGCGGGGAGGGACUGGGGUUGUCCCUCACCUUUUGGAGGAAGCAGCAGGCAGCUGAGUUCCUCAAGAUGCAAGGGGCUGGAGGAGGAGCCAGCAGCUCUGACAAAGAGACAGGAGGGGAGUUGGGGGCUGGAGGGGCUGGCCGAGCACCCCUUCCCGCCACCACCACUAUGCCUGGCCUCUGCAGGAGUGUGGGUGGCUGAGUUGAGGAGUAGGGAGCCUGGGGUGGGCAUCGGAAGCCUGUCCUGCCCACUGCCGUCUGUCCUCUCUGCUCCACAGGGCCCUGCACCCCACGGUCCCUUCUGACACGGCCCCACCCCGACACUGUUUCCACCUAAGACAGUCGGCAUAUCACUUGCCUCCACAUCCCCCUUACAAGGCGGUCACUCCUGCUGAGCAGAAGGGAGAGGAAGAGGGGGUCCCAUGGGGCUGUCUGGGGACGGUCUGGGCCUCCUCUUCCAUGCCCCUGCCCCCUGCCAAGCACGCACAGGCCUGGGGCAGGGGUUCGGGUCUAGCUCUGGUGGCCGUCCUUCCCUCUGGGUCCCCGUCCUCCUCAGGCGCCGCCAGCCCCCAGGAGCGCUGCGGCCUGGCACCUGCUUUGAGCCCUGCAGAGCUGGGCUCGAGGCCCUGAACUCUGAACCUGUGAACCCCAGCUGUGUAUGGACCCUCUCCCUCUGGGGGCCUCGAUCCCUCUCCUUUUCUUCAUUUAUGGGGGUAACUUCAUUUAUUUUCUCCUCCCUACAUCUGCCCCUCACCCCCAUUUCUUGUUUUAAACUGAAUGGCACGAAAUUGUUUUCCUCAACUCGGAGAUUCCUGUAUGGAGAGAAUCAAUUUCUAUAUUUGCAAUAAAUUUCUUAUUUAAAACAACAGGGCCAAGGUUUCUGUGGAUUGUUGUCCCCCUGUGUGGAUGCCUGUGUCCCACAGUUCCUGGUGCCCCAGCCCCAUGCUGUCUCUUCACCCGGAGCUCUGCCCAUGGCACUAAGGAUGGGGCUGAUGGGUGGGGUGGUCCCUGCCUGAGGUCAAGGGGAAAAGAGGCGGCUCUGCCAACACAGGGCAGCCAGCUCCCCAGCACUCUGUGGGCCUGGCUGGCAGAGGCCUCAUGAACUCCUGUCCCCCAAAUCUG
Fukomys damarensis (Damara mole-rat) is the source of this 12357-nucleotide messenger RNA. It is a transcript of the gene Elfn2, whose product is annotated as extracellular leucine rich repeat and fibronectin type III domain containing 2. Gene Ontology annotation, cellular component: plasma membrane. Gene Ontology annotation, molecular function: protein binding. The record is from RefSeq and is a predicted model, not a curated record. NCBI's taxonomy places the organism in Eukaryota, Metazoa, Chordata, Mammalia, Rodentia, Bathyergidae. The transcript has 3 exons. Bases 5079 to 7541 code for a protein of 820 amino acids.